Rangifer tarandus platyrhynchus (Svalbard reindeer) is the source of this 726-nucleotide messenger RNA. The record is from the annotation of a GenBank genome assembly. Lineage: Eukaryota; Metazoa; Chordata; Mammalia; Artiodactyla; Cervidae.
AUGGCGGCCACUCUCUGGGCCUUCUUUUCCGUCCUCCUGCUGCUACUAUCAAGGGAUGCCCAGAGCUCGGAGGUGUCUGGGUCUACCUCCGAGGGGCCAGGAGGGAGUGGGGUCGGCAUUGGAGAUCGCUUCAAGAUUGAGGGGCGUGCGGUUGUUCCUGGAGUGAAACCCCAGGACUGGAUCUCGGCGGCCCGAGUGCUGGUAGACGGAGAAGAGCACGUCGGCUUUCUGAAGACGGAUGGGAGUUUUGUGGUUCAUGAUAUACCUUCUGGAUCUUAUGUAGUAGAAGUUAUUUCUCCAGCUUACAGGUUUGAUCCUGUCCGAGUGGAUAUCACUUCAAAAGGCAAAAUGAGAGCAAGAUAUGUGAAUUACAUCAAAACAUCAGAAGUGGUCAGACUGCCCUAUCCUCUCCAGAUGAAAUCUUCAGGCCCACCUUCUUACUUUAUUAAAAGGGAGUCUUGGGGCUGGACAGACUUUCUGAUGAACCCAAUGGUUAUGAUGAUGGUUCUUCCAUUAUUGAUAUUUGUGCUUCUGCCCAAAGUGGUCAACACAAGUGAUCCUGACAUGAGGCGGGAAAUGGAGCAGUCAAUGAAUAUGCUGAAUUCCAACCAUGAAUUGCCUGAUGUCUCUGAGUUCAUGACAAGACUCUUCUCUUCAAAAUCAUCUGGCAAAUCUAGCAGUGGCAGCAGUAAAACAGGCAAAAGUGGGGCUGGCAAAAGGAGGUAG